Sodiomyces alkalinus F11 is the source of this 672-nucleotide messenger RNA. RefSeq lists its product as hypothetical. Gene Ontology annotation, cellular component: nucleus. Gene Ontology annotation, biological process: maturation of SSU-rRNA from tricistronic rRNA transcript (SSU-rRNA, 5.8S rRNA, LSU-rRNA). The coding region runs from base 1 to 672 and encodes 223 amino acids. NCBI's taxonomy places the organism in Eukaryota, Fungi, Ascomycota, Sordariomycetes, Glomerellales, Plectosphaerellaceae. The record is from RefSeq and is a predicted model, not a curated record. The transcript has 2 exons.
AUGGCAUCCGCCGGCGCCACAGCUGCAUUCACAGCAGCCGACGCGCAAAAGAAUUUCGAGCAAUCUGUUGUCUUGUCCCUCCACCUCUGGCCCGGUCUGACAGUCGCCGUACAAAACGGAUGGGGAGGUGAAGACUCCUCCGACAAGCGCGACUGGUUUGCCGGUGCCGUCGCCGACUUAUUCGCCCCCUUCGACAAAAUCAUCAACAGUGUCGCAGUACCCCGCGCCGAUUCCGCAGGUACCGCUCCAGAAGAGCCUGACGCGCCAUAUGUCGAAGAGUUUCUUUUGCAGGUGAUGUUGGACGAGUUCGACGUCAACAUCGACGAUGACUCCGCCUACGAUGUUGCGAAGGAGAUUGUGCGGUUGAGGGCCGAAUGUGCGCGCGGCCGCUUUGAUGAUGUCUCUGAGCUGAGGAAUAGAUGGGAGAGUCGGAAGGGGAAGAAAGUCGCUGUUUUGGUACAGGCGGACCCCGAUGCGGAUGAUGACGACGACGAUGAUGACGAAGACGACGAUGACGAUGACGACGACGACGACGAUGAAGACAGGAACGGCCGGGAAAUCAACGACGACAUUGAAAUGGAUAAGGCCCCGCAGCUUGUGUCUGCCCCGAAGGAGAAACCUCCGACAGAGGUGGACGAAGAUGGCUUCACCAAGGUCACAAAGAGGAGAUAG